AUGAAGUUAAAAUUAUCUCUUAUCAACAAACAUGUGCUUAAGGUUAAAGAAGAUUUGGAUUUUCGUGCCGAUCAAGGAUCUCAACUGAUCCAAAAAGCCGAGGUGAACCUGAUUUUCGGAAAAAUAGUUCCGAUUCUGAGUGUUCAUCAGGGCAUUGUCGUCCUGUUGAAGGAGUUAGUGGAGAAUAUGCAGGGUAGUGCGGAAGUACCACAGAUAGUCGAGAAUACGGAAACCGGUGCUGAACUCGCUCAGAUAUUUAUCGAUGCGUAUGAAGAACUAAGUCAGGCAUACCCCCCAUUUUUGAUAUACCACGAAGCGAUAAGAGGUUUGAUCGCGGCCGCUCAGGAAAGGAAUCCAGACUUUCGUGUAUACUUAAUGGAAAAAGAGCGUUCGGAAGAGUUCGGAAGGAAAACUUUUGACGAUCUAUUUAUACGACCGGUUCAACGUAUUCCACAAUUGCUGAAUCUUCUUGAAAGACUAGAAAAACACACGUCAGCUAUGAAUAAGCAAAAGGUCAAAGAGGCUAUUGGUUUGCUGGACAAAAUGCAAAAGAGAGCGUGUGAGGCUGCAACUCAGAACGACAACUUCAUCCAGGAACUGUCGUCUUACAACGAAGUGGAAGGGCUUCCGGUAAAUUUAAUUGUUUAA
Molecule: messenger RNA, 648 nt
Organism: Angiostrongylus costaricensis
Lineage: Eukaryota; Metazoa; Nematoda; Chromadorea; Rhabditida; Metastrongylidae
Source: the annotation of a GenBank genome assembly